AUGGGAAACAAUUCAAGAGCUAUCUUGUCUUUAGUUUUAGUGGUAGCCUUAUGUGCUGCAAUUAUCAUCACUCCCGGAAUAGCUCAUGUGCAACAACCACCACCGCGCUUGCAAUUCCCAAUCGAUAUGGAAAAAUGUUGGUCAUCUCUUUUCAAUACCCAUGGAUGCGUGUUCGAACUCUACAAGUCAGUUUUCUCUGGUCAGUUUGGAAAUGUAGGAGUUGCAUGUUGCAAAGCAUUCUCGACCAUCGAUGCUAACUGUUGGCCACAUAUGUUUCCGUUAAACCCCUUCUUUCCACCUCUUAUUAAGGACAACUGCGCGCACAUUCUCCCCAGUUCCCCCACACACCAGUGA
Messenger RNA from Capsella rubella, 354 nucleotides. RefSeq lists its product as uncharacterized. Lineage: Eukaryota; Viridiplantae; Streptophyta; Magnoliopsida; Brassicales; Brassicaceae. Gene Ontology annotation, biological process: double fertilization forming a zygote and endosperm; regulation of protein localization to cell surface; regulation of double fertilization forming a zygote and endosperm. Bases 1 to 354 code for a protein of 117 amino acids. The transcript has a single exon. Gene Ontology annotation, cellular component: vesicle; extracellular region. The record is from RefSeq and is a predicted model, not a curated record.